AUGCGCCACCACCACCUCCCCCUCUUCGUCCUGCUCGCCGCGCUCGCCGUCAGGGAGGCGGCCGGCGGCGAUGCGGACCCGCUGCUUGAUGCCAAGGCCGGGCUCGAUGACCCGACCGGCUCGCUCGCGUCGUGGUCGAACGCCAGCACCGGCCCCUGCGCGUGGUCUGGUGUGUUCUGCGACGCGCGCUCCGGCGCGGUCGUCGGCGUCGACCUCUCCGGACGCAACCUCUCUGGUGCCGUCCCACGCGCCCUCUCCCGGCUACCCUACCUCGCGCGUCUCAACCUCGCCGCCAACUCCCUCUCCGGUCCCAUCCCGCCGUCGCUCUCCCGGCUCGGGCUCCUCGUCCACCUCAACCUCUCCAGCAACCUGCUGAGCGGCUCCUUCCCGCCGCUGCUCGCGCGGCUCCGCGCGCUCCGGAUUCUUGAUUUGUACAACAACAACUUCACCGGCUCGCUCCCGCUCGAUGUCGUCGGGAUGGCGCACCUCCGGCACCUCCACCUCGGAGGCAACUUCUUCUCCGGGGAGAUUCCGCCGGAGUAUGGCGGCUGGAGGAGGCUGCAGUAUCUCGCCGUCUCCGGCAACGAGCUGUCCGGGAAGAUACCCCCGGAAUUGGGAAACCUGACGAGCCUCAGAGAGCUCUACAUAGGCUACUAUAAUAACUACUCUGGGGGGAUACCGGCAGAGCUGGGGAACAUGGCGGAGCUUGUGCGGCUCGACGCGGCCAACUGCGGGCUCUCUGGCGAGAUCCCACCGGAGCUCGGGAAUCUCGCGAAGCUGGACACGCUGUUCCUGCAGGUAAACGGGCUCACCGGCGGCAUCCCGCCGGUGCUGGGUCGACUCGGGAGCCUCAGCUCGCUCGACCUGUCGAACAACGCGCUCUCCGGCGAGAUUCCGGCGACCUUCGCGGCCCUCAAGAACCUCACCCUGUUCAACCUCUUCCGAAACAGGCUCAGGGGUGACAUCCCCGAGUUCGUCGGCGACCUGCCCGGUCUGGAGGUGUUGCAGUUGUGGGAGAACAACUUCACCGGCGGCAUCCCGCGCCACCUUGGCCGCAACGGCCGCUUCCAGCUGCUCGACCUCUCGUCGAACAGGCUCACGGGCACCCUCCCGCCGGAGCUCUGCGCCGGAGGCAAGCUGGAGACGCUCAUCGCGCUCGGCAACUCGCUCUUCGGUCCAAUCCCGGAUUCUCUCGGGAAAUGCAAGGCGCUCACCCGCGUUCGCCUCGGCGAGAACUUCUUGAAUGGUUCAAUCCCCGAAGGUCUAUUCGAGCUGCCGAAUCUGACCCAGGUGGAGCUCCAGGACAACCUCCUAUCGGGCAGCUUCCCGGCUGUGGUGAGCGCGGGCGGGCCGAAUCUUGGGGGGAUCAGCCUCUCCAACAACCAGCUCACCGGCGCAUUGCCGGCAUCCAUUGGGAGCUUCUCUGGGCUGCGGAAGCUGCUUCUUGAUCAGAAUGCGUUCACCGGCGCAAUACCGCCGGAGAUUGGACGGCUACAACAGCUGUCCAAGGCUGACCUCAGCGGCAAUUCGUUCGAUGGUGGCGUGCCGCCGGAGAUUGGGAAAUGCCGGUUGCUCACCUACCUUGAUCUUAGCCAGAACAAGCUGUCUGGAGAUAUACCGCCGGCUAUUUCCGGCAUGCGGAUACUGAACUAUCUGAACCUGUCCCGGAACCAGCUUGAUGGAGAGAUACCAGUAACCAUUGCUGCGAUGCAGAGCCUCACGGCCGUGGACUUCUCAUACAACAACCUGUCUGGGCUCGUGCCGGUGACCGGGCAGUUCAGCUACUUCAACGCCACGUCCUUCGUCGGCAACCCAGGCUUGUGUGGACCAUACCUCGGGCCAUGCCGCCCCGGUGGUGCUGGCACAGACCAUGACGCACACACUCAUGGUGGACUGUCCAGUAGCCUCAAGCUGAUCAUUGUCCUCGUCUUGCUUGCCUUCUCCAUUGCAUUUGCUGCCAUGGCAAUCUUGAAAGCCCGGUCACUGAAGAAAGCCAGCGAAGCGCGUGCAUGGAGGCUCACCGCGUUCCAGCGCCUUGAAUUCACCUGCGACGACGUGCUGGAUAGCCUCAAGGAGGAGAACAUGAUUGGCAAAGGUGGAGCCGGGACCGUCUACAAGGGGACGAUGCCAGAUGGUGACCAUGUUGCGGUGAAAAGGCUUUCCACAAUGAGCCGUGGCUCGUCGCAUGACCAUGGUUUCUCUGCCGAGAUACAAACUCUUGGGAGGAUUCGGCACCGGUACAUUGUGCGGCUGCUUGGCUUCUGCUCCAACAAUGAAACUAAUCUCCUGGUGUAUGAGUAUAUGCCUAAUGGCAGCCUGGGGGAGCUACUCCAUGGAAAGAAGGGCGGCCACCUGCACUGGGAUACUCGGUACAAGAUAGCUGUUGAGGCUGCCAAGGGGCUAUGCUAUCUUCACCAUGAUUGCUCACCACCCAUCCUGCACCGCGAUGUCAAAUCAAACAACAUUCUCCUUGACUCAGAUUUUGAAGCACACGUUGCCGAUUUCGGGCUUGCCAAGUUCUUGCAGGACUCUGGCACAUCAGAGUGCAUGUCAGCCAUUGCCGGUUCUUACGGCUAUAUUGCUCCAGGUGAAAGAUCAAUCCUCAUUACAGUUUGGAAAUGCUUAUAA
Triticum turgidum subsp. durum (durum wheat) is the source of this 2628-nucleotide messenger RNA. The record is from the annotation of a GenBank genome assembly. NCBI's taxonomy places the organism in Eukaryota, Viridiplantae, Streptophyta, Magnoliopsida, Poales, Poaceae.